AGACGAUUGCGUGAAAAAAUCUUUGUUUUAUGUGAUUUUUGGAGAAAUCACGUUUUCAUCAAAUAACGUGACAUAAUGUUGUCCCUCAGAAAUGCAGUUGCAAGUUGCCGGUUUUUAUCCUCAAGAAGUAGCAGUGCAGCAUCUGUUAGUGUGGCGAAAUCUAAUCCAUCAACAACAACAGCGGUAGAUUCUACGAGGAAACUGCGGAACAACCAAAUUGGUGUUAGUGAAGACGGCGGCCAAAAGUUUAUCGGUUUUUCGUUCUACCCAAGGUUUCCUGGACAGCAGGAUCCUCCGUAUAAACCAUCGGAAGCUCUGAUGAUUGAGCGUGUGAAAGGCUUAAGGGGCAGGCCAUACUGGGAAAAGGAUGUCAUGACAAAGAUUGGUUUACCAAUGACAGUUAAGCAUUCAAACCCUGUUAUUGUUGCCAACACUCCCUCCAUGUGUGCUAUGCUGUGGAAAGUUAAGCACUUGAUCAGAGUUACACCAAUUACAUUUCCUCAGGGUCUUCCCGAAGAUGGUGACACAACAGGUGCCAGGCUGCAACAGAAUGGUCAGCUCGUUUUCAUCCCCAAAUUAAAGUCUGAUGCUUUGCAGGCGUCCACGCAAGUCAACUUUACAGACAGACCAGAGCAUAUGGACCGUGAAACCCUCAAGAAACAAUUACGACUUGAAUGGAUCCAACCUUGGAAAUGAUCCAACGGAAAAUGUUGUGUAUUUUACAGCUAGAGGAAAAUAAACCAACCCAAAGUUGAUAUAGUUGA
Daphnia pulicaria is the source of this 764-nucleotide messenger RNA. RefSeq lists its product as uncharacterized. Gene Ontology annotation, molecular function: structural constituent of ribosome. Bases 76 to 696 code for a protein of 206 amino acids. Lineage: Eukaryota; Metazoa; Arthropoda; Branchiopoda; Diplostraca; Daphniidae. Gene Ontology annotation, biological process: translation. The record is from RefSeq and is a predicted model, not a curated record. The transcript is spliced from 4 exons. Gene Ontology annotation, cellular component: mitochondrion; large ribosomal subunit.